AUGACUGCAUCAACAAGUUUAAAGCUGCGCCUCCCGGUGCUUGUGUUGGUGUUGGAGGUUGUCAUGAUAGCACUCUAUGCUGUGUUUGUCACUUAUGAUGACAAUGCCAACACUAAGCUGCAAAAUAAUGAGACCAGCCCAAUGGAAAACUUGCUGUAUCGUGACUACCCCUAUUUUGCUGAUGUGCAGGUGAUGAUCUUCAUAGGCUUUGGUUGCUUGCUGGCCUUUUUCCGCUUCUACGGCUUCAGUGGGAUGGUUUUCAACUUUCUUACAGCUACGUUUGCAAUCCAGUGGGCAAUCCUAAUCCAAGGUUUCUUCCAGUUUUACCAUGAUGGUAAAAUUUAUUUGGGUGUGAUCAACCUGCUGAAUGCAGAGUUUGCUUGUGCUGUGGUGCUCAUCUCUUUUGGAGCUGUGCUUGGAAAGACCAGUCCUGUUCAGCUCCUGAUCAUGGCUUUGCUAGAGAUCACUGUUUUUUCUAUAACAGAGUGGGCUGUACUGAAAUACAUCAGGAUCAAUGACGCAGGCGGUACUAUUCUUAUUCACCUGUUUGCUUGCUACUUUGGUCUGGGAGUGACAUUUGUGCUGUAUCGCCCACGCCUGAAUGAUGGACAUGCUAAAGAGAUCACUAGUUAUCACUCUGACAUCCUGUCAGUAAUGGGAACCCUUUUCCUUUGGAUAUUCUGGCCUUCAUUCAACUCUGCUCUCACAUUUAAAGGUGAUGAUCAACACAGAGCAAUACUUCACACCUUUAUAGGUCUAAGCUCAUCUACUAUGACAGCCUUUGCACUUUCUGCAAUGUUUAACAAGAGAGGCAAGCUCACCAUGGCUGAUAUUCAGAACGUGACUUUGGCAGGUGGCGUGGCUGUUGGAGCUUCUGUGGACAUGAUGAUUUCCCCAGUAGCCGCAUUUGCCUUGGGAGUCAUGGGCUGCAUAGCUUGCUUUUAUGGUUACAAGUACUUGACGCCCUUUUUGGCCAAACGAAUGAGAAUUCAGGACCAAUGUGGUAUUCACAAUCUCCAUGGGCUUCCUGGUCUGAUAUCAGCCACAGCCGGGAUCUGUGCCAUCCUACUGGCCACUGAGGAGACCUACGGGCCGAGCAUGUAUCAGAUCUUUUCCCAUCGUGCGCCACCUGAGGGCGAUCCAAAGUUGCUUGAGCUGCAGAAGCUGAUUCCUGGGCUGAAGCCAGGUCUCGGCCGUACAGCACAGGAACAGGCUCUCUACCAGGCUGCAGCUGUUUUCGCCACCAUUGCAGCUUCUACAGUUGGUGGACUGCUCACUGGACUGGUCAUGAAGCUGUCGUUCACGGCAUCACCAUCGGAUGAGGGCUGCUUUAAUGAUGACAUUUUCUUUGAUAUGCCGUCUGACUUUGACAGAGUAGAAGUACUUAAACCUGACAUAAGCUGUGAGGAAAAAGAGAAAAUUAGUUCCAUGAACACAAAUGUCUGA
This is a messenger RNA of Melanotaenia boesemani (Boeseman's rainbowfish), 1446 nucleotides long. It is a transcript of the gene rh50, whose product is annotated as Rh50-like protein. Gene Ontology annotation, biological process: ammonium homeostasis; ammonium transmembrane transport. Gene Ontology annotation, molecular function: ammonium channel activity. Gene Ontology annotation, cellular component: plasma membrane. The coding region runs from base 1 to 1446 and encodes 481 amino acids. NCBI's taxonomy places the organism in Eukaryota, Metazoa, Chordata, Actinopteri, Atheriniformes, Melanotaeniidae. The record is from RefSeq and is a predicted model, not a curated record. The transcript has a single exon.